AUGGAGGAGAAUCAGGAGAUUAGUUCACAAACAGAACCAGGAGCUGCAGUAACACAAGCAGAACUAUCAGGAACUGAAAGAGAAGUUGUAGCUGCAGGGACACUCUCUCCACGUCCUGGUAAGAAAAAAUCUAUUGUAUGGGAUCAUUUUGAGACAAUGAUGGUAAAGGGGAAGGGGAAAAGGGCAGUUUGCAAUCAUUGUAAGCAUGAUUAUGCAUGUAACACAAUAGUAAAUGGGACUUCCACCUUGAGGACUCAUUUGCUUCAUUAUUGUCCUAAUUCUCCAAUUAAAGAGGACAAAAGCCAAAAAACCCUUUCAUUUGAGGGUAAAGGUAACCUAGUUGCACAUUCAUUUAGCAAGGAGAGGAGUAUUCUAGCAUGUGUGGAGAUGAUUAUAAUUGAUGAGCUCCCGUUUAGGUUUGUGGAAGGGAUAGGGUUUACACGAUUUAUGAAAGAGGUCCAACCUAGAUUUGAUCCACCGUCUCGUUCGACGGUUGCUAGGAAAGUUUGGAGUGUUUAUCGAGAUCGUAAGGCUACUUUCAAAAGUAUCCUUUCGGCUAACAACCAAAGAGUCUCUCUGACUACUGACACAUGGACUUCCAUUCAAAACGUCAAUUACAUGGCUCUAACGGCCCAUUUCAUUGAUGACGAUUGGAAGUUGCAUAAAAGAAUUCUAAACUUUUGUCAAAUUACCAACCACAAAGGUGAUGCCAUUGGGAGACUUAUUGAGAGGUGUUUAAGUGAUUGGGGUAUAGAAAGAGUGUUCACCAUCACGGUUGACAAUGCAUCGGCUAAUGACGGUGCUAUUAGGUAUGUUACAAGACAAUUGAGGCAUUGGAAAACUUUACAAUUUGAAGGGGAUUUUUUACACAUGAGGUGUUGUGCACAUAUCAUCAAUCUAAUUGUUUCCGAUGGGUUGAGUGAGAUGCAUAGCUCAAUUAAGAGUAUUCGUAAGGCUUGUAAGUAUACAAGAUCCUCUCCUUCUAGGUUGGAAAAGUUUCGACAAUGUUUAGUGUUGGAGAAGAUUGAUAGCAAAGGUCUUAUGCCUUUAGAGUGCAAAACUAGGUGGAAUUCAAUUUAUCUGAUGUUAGAGGCAGCUUUAAAAGUGCAAAGGGCAUUUGAGAGACUGGAGGAGGAGACCACUGAUUAUGUGCGUUAUUUUGAUAGUAAUGAUAAUGAUGAUGAGAAUCAGCUUGGUAAGAGAAGAAGGGUUGAUGAUGUAAGGAGGAAACUAAUGCCUCCUAGUGCUUCGGAUUGGUCUUAUGCUAGAGCUUUUGUCAAGUUCUUAAAAAAAUUCUAUGAUGCAACUUUAAAGCUUAGUUCCUACAAAACGGUGACAGCUAAUGUGCUUUCCGUGAAAUUUAUAUGA
Messenger RNA from Tripterygium wilfordii, 1368 nucleotides. RefSeq names its product zinc finger BED domain-containing protein RICESLEEPER 2-like. NCBI's taxonomy places the organism in Eukaryota, Viridiplantae, Streptophyta, Magnoliopsida, Celastrales, Celastraceae. The record is from RefSeq and is a predicted model, not a curated record. Gene Ontology annotation, molecular function: DNA binding. Bases 1 to 1368 code for a protein of 455 amino acids. The transcript has a single exon.